AUGUCUCCGAGUAUCAAAAACACUGGCUUCUCUCGUGUCGCCACUGAAAGCCCAUCUGAAAAAUCCGUGGCCAACGAACCCUCUACCCCCUCCACCUCGGAAAAGGGAGACCUGUACGCCACUUCCCCGGGAAUACUUUAUCCUGUCCAUUCUCUCAAAACUUUUUUGUUUGCAGUUUUGGCAUCUUGCACCCUCCUGUUCUGGCUGCUCACUGCUUGUUUGCCGGCUAUCGACGGGCGAUCUACCGAAAAUUUACCCUCAACGGCUGUCCUGGUCAAAGGCGCAGAGCCCUUAAAGGCUGUCCCGGUCAAAGGUGCAGAGCCCUUAAAGGCUGUCCCGGUCAAAGAUGCAAAGCCCUUAAAGGCUGACCUGGCCAAAGCUGCAGAGCCCUUAAAGGCUGUCCUGGCCAAAGCUGCACAGCCCUUAAAGGCUGUCCUGGUCAAAGAUGCAGAGCCAGCACCUGCCCAAGCGGCAUCGCCCUCUGGACUUCUUGAAGUCUUCCAGGUCUAUCAACCCGUACUCACCCCACGCGGAGUCACGGACGAAACAAUUGCGGAAAAUGGAUCAUCAAACACAACCGCCAUUGCCCCGAUCGAAGUCACCGGCAGCUGCCAGGCCCUUCUAAUGGAGCAUUCGUUUGCCUUCUCUUACGGCCUACCGUUCGUCGGCAACUACACACCCCCUGAGUGCAAGUUCAACCGGGUGACCAUGAACUUCACCGUCACCUCCAGAGGCCGCCAAUUCGACAGAAUCGCGCUCAUGUACUUUGGGGAUACCGAGGUUUGGAGAACCUCCACUGCCGAACCGAGCGCCACUGGCAUCCGGUGGGAGUAUAUCAAAGACAUGUCGCACUACCUGUACUUCUGGAACUCGCCCCAGACCCUCAUCUUCGAUCUCGGAAACUUGAUAGACAGUACAUACACGGCACCCUUCAACACCACGCUCACUGCCACCUUUUUCAUGGACCAGGAAACGGAUGAGCCAGCGUCGCUGAUCAUCCCCAUCUCGACAAGAAGGGGAGCUGACAAGGCCGCGAGUGUGUUCACUCUGCCCGCCGACAACGCGACUACCACUGUCAGCCUCCCACGAAAUGCCAAUCGAGCUGUCUUCUCGGUCUCCGCGUGUGGACAAAUGACCGAGGAGUUCUGGUGGAGCAAUGUGUUACAAUCGGUUGUCGACACUUUUGGGCCCGAUGUCGGAACCCUCUAUGGCUACUCUCCAUUUCGCGAAGUCCAAGUUCUUAUCGACGGGCAACUCGCUGGUGUACACUGGCCGUUCCCUGUGAUAUUUACCGGUGGUAUCAACCCGGGUCUGUGGCGGCCUAUCGUUGGCAUCGAUGCGUUCGAUCUCAGGGAGCAUGAGAUUGACAUCACCCCAUGGCUACCCAUACUCUCCGACGGAGCGGAACAUAGCUUCGAGAUCCGAGUCGUCGGCAUUGUCGAUGAUGGAAAGAGUUCCGGAACGCUCACACAGACAGUCGGGAGCAGCUGGCUAGUGACCGGGAAGAUUUUCUUGUGGCUUGACGAAGACCCGAAUUCCAUCACGGCCGGAGAGGCACCUAAAGUACUCCUGCCAGAACCGACCAUCGAGCUCUCCCAUUCGGUAAAGCAAAACUCUACUGGAGCAAACGAGACUUUGACCUACAACGUCAAUGUCAAGCGAUCGCUGUCCGUUUCAUCGGUGGUGACCACACAGAGCGGACGCUUCGUCUCCACUUGGACACAAUCCCUCUCGGUCACCAACUAUGGGGGGCUCAUCGACUUCGGGGCCAUGCAGCUGAACAACCAGACGACCACGGGGAACGACGCAUCGCUCGGUGCCGGUGGUACCCAAUACAAGUCCUCUUACACUUACCCGCUGUACGCCAACAGCACUUACAGCGUCCAGCCCAGCGGCAACUUCACCAUCGAGGCCGACCUCCAGCAGGGCCUCGAUCUCGCCGUGCAGGGCAAGUCUGUCUUCCCCACCGGCCUUCAGCCCUUCGCUCGAUUGCCCGAAUCCGCAUCCCUCGUGUCGUCGGCGCUGUCAGGAACGUUCUUGAGCACGAGACUGAAAGGGAUUGCGCAGUACUUCGGAUCCCCGGCGGCGGGCGUGAGCAGGAGCUCCGGCAGGACGAGUCAGGAAUUUAGCUUCACGGGUACCUCUCUGAGCGAAGGGACGGCGGACAGCGAACUCUACUACAGGAAUGUCGAUGCCGUGAACGCCACUGUGGUACGAGAUUACGAGAGCCUGGUUAGAGUCGAGAUCGGUAGUUAUGAGAGACCUGAGGACGAUGUUGCGAACGCCCAGAUGGUGAAGGGUGUGGUGAGCCCGAAGGCGGCCUUGGGUAGAGGUUUUGGUGAGCAUAAGGAGUUGCUUGUGCAGACUAAUGUGUGA
Molecule: messenger RNA, 2376 nt
Organism: Drepanopeziza brunnea f. sp. 'multigermtubi' MB_m1
Lineage: Eukaryota; Fungi; Ascomycota; Leotiomycetes; Helotiales; Drepanopezizaceae
Source: RefSeq, a predicted model, not a curated record